GCGAGGCGCAGGGCACCUGCUCGGCCUCCGCGAGCCCCUGGGGCUCCUUUGGCGCCGACGCCAGCCAGGGCGUUUGGCGCGUGGCCAUGGACUAUGUGCUCUUCCGGGAGCAGUCGGCCAAGGUCCGGAUCUACGACCGGGAGGGCGCCGUCGACGAGACGGCCGAGUUCAGCGCCCAGUUGUACCUCAACCGCAUCGCGGAACAGUACGUGCAGCACGCCGCCUGCGACGGGGGAAGCUCAGGGAAGUGUUUCGAUGAGCCCGGCGACUCGCCAUGGAAGCUGGCGUAUGCCUUCGAGCCGCGGACGCAAGCGCCGAACGUCACCUGCGACAACGUGCCCGAGAAGCCGUCGACUUGGUGGGCGCCGUUCAUGGCCUAUCCCACCUUCACCGCGUUCACAGCGCCCUACCCUGGCAUCAUACCAGAGGCCAGCACCGCCUGGAUGGAUACCAUCGCCAACACGUGCGUCUUCGGCGACGGCGACCCCAGGGGUUCGCUCUGCGGGAGCUCCCUCUUCGACAUCAGCCAG
Prorocentrum cordatum is the source of this 530-nucleotide messenger RNA. The record is from the annotation of a GenBank genome assembly. NCBI's taxonomy places the organism in Eukaryota, Dinophyceae, Prorocentrales, Prorocentraceae.